Messenger RNA from Cuculus canorus (common cuckoo), 1091 nucleotides. RefSeq names its product glioma pathogenesis-related protein 1. Gene Ontology annotation, cellular component: extracellular region. The transcript is spliced from 6 exons. The coding region runs from base 94 to 891 and encodes 265 amino acids. The record is from RefSeq and is a predicted model, not a curated record. Lineage: Eukaryota; Metazoa; Chordata; Aves; Cuculiformes; Cuculidae.
CCUGCCAAGUGAAACACUGCUAGUGGAGCUCAAACCACCUUGUACAGCUGAAACACUCUGCUCUUAAUGCUGGAAGACUAGAGGCGGAGAAUCAUGACAAGCAGAUUUUCUGCUUGUGUGCUGGCUUUACUGUACUUCUGUCAUUCCUCUGAUUCCUAUGAACCAACGACAUUGCCUGAUGUCGGAGAUCCAAAGUUUAUUGAAGAAUGUGUGCGAACUCACAACAGAUUCCGGUCUGGAGUGAAUCCACCAGCCAGUAACAUGCUCUAUAUGAGUUGGGAUCCAGAUUUGGCAAAGACCGCAAAAGCUUGGGCAAAGAAAUGCCUGUUUAAACAUAAUACGUACCUCAAAAUUCCAGGGCAGGCUCACCCCAAAUUUACCCCUGUUGGAGAAAACCUCUGGACUGGCUCACUUCCUGCUUUUACUGAGCAAGCAGCCAUCACCUCUUGGUACAAUGAGGUCAGAGACUACAAUUAUACCACCAAUAAAUGCAGAGGACAAUGUGGCCACUAUACACAGGUUGUUUGGGCUACAAGCUACAAGGUUGGCUGUGCUGUCCACUUCUGUCCCAGGGUGGCAUACUCUUCCAUAACCAAAGCAGCGCACUUCAUCUGCAACUACGGGCCAGCUGGGAAUUACCCAGUGCGCCCAUACAAAAUGGGAGCAGCGUGCAGUGACUGCAACGGCGAGCACUGUGCCAGCAAGCUGUGUCAAAAUGCAGAGCGUGACAAAGUCAUCAGUGAUUCCAGCUGGCGUCCAGACUGGGACAGACCUGCAUGUGAUGAGUACUGCAUCACCGUUCUUGUUUUAAGACCGUUACUUCUUAUACUGUCAAUCCUGGCCACCUGUCUCCUACCAAAAUACACAUCUAUAGCACCCACCAGUGAGUGACAGACAUGCAGAAGACCAGGAAAACACUGAGGUCAACUCAUCCCUUCGUUACUGACAGCACAAAGAUUGGUAGAGACAUUGUUUGCAUGCACAAAUGAUUUAGCAGUACAGAAAUACCAUCUUCAUUGCAGCUUGCUUAUUGCUCAAAACUAAUAAGUGGGUUUAAAUUAUUCUGGUAUUUUUUCAAAGUGGAACGGUGU